CACAAAUUGAGUAAUUUUGCGGUUCAAUAGUCGAAUAAAGAUAAUAAUAAUAAUAUGAAGCAUAGACUUUACAUAUUUUUAUUCAUUUUAUUAGUGUCAACAAAAAUAGAUGCUAGAGGUGGUCGAGGUGGGUCUAGAGGCAGAGGUAGCAUGCAUCAUGGUGGUGGAGGAGGUUUAGGAUGGGCUUUUAGUAGUUACUUCGCAGAUUCAUCAGUUUAUGGAAAUAGUUUUGGCACCAAAGGUCUUCCUGACGAUUCAUACAUCUCAAAGAAUGACUAUAGACAUAAAGAAUCAAAUGGAUUCUUAAUAAGUUCUCUGUUCAAUGGAAGAUGGAAUGAAGAAAAGGAUAAAGAAUGGCGGGAAUCAACUCGUGCUCCUUAUUUUGAGAAUAAAAUUCCUGACGAUGAAAAACUAUUUCCUGCUAGUGCUGUUCUUGGCGCAGCAACAGCAUUUGGUCUAGUUACACUACUCCCACUCAAUGUUGCACCUGGAAAGCCUCUAAUGUACUGCGACAACACAAAAUUAAUUCAAUCACAAAUUCGGAUCAACGAUCAAGAUAUUUAUGUCUGCAACAAUAGAAGAAUUGAAAUUUUAUGCAAGAAAAAUUCUGAAAAUUCUGAAUGCUUAAAUGAGGAAUUGCAAUGUGAUUUACAUCAAGGAAUUACUGAUAAUAUUUACUGCUCACAAAACACACUGCUUAGUAGAACUUAUCUCUUCUGCAGCUCAACAUCAACAAUUCACAAAAAUGAUUCAAAUGAAAAUGUGACAAUUGUGAAUUGCUUUGAAGGCCAACUUCCAAAAAGUCGAGUAUCAUUUAUUCCUACAACUACAACGACCACAGAAUCACCAUUUUUCACACCAACUCCUAAGCCUUUGUCUUUAAGUGCAAACGUUCACAUUUUCCUAAUUAAAUUAAUUGGCAAACAUGAAGCUUUAGAAACGACAACACGAGAAUCAUAUCCAGUCACAGAAGAUAAUUAUGCAUGGUAUCCAGAAGCAUUAACAAUUCCUCCAGAAACAACAACUCAAAAACCUAUUCAAACAACAACAAAGCUUCCAUACGUAUGGAUGGAAAAAGUAUACGUAUACCAUGAAAAUGGAACUGUUGAAACAACGUUUCGUCCUGCUCCUAUACACUACCAACCUUAUUCUUUUAAAACAGAUCCAAUUAUUCUUCCUAAUUGGUACCAAAUCUACACAACAUCUACUGAAGCAUUUAAAGAAACCACAACUGAAGCAACGACUAAGAAACCUUACACAUGGAUGCGAAAGGUAUUUUCAAGUGAUCAUGGAGACGCAGAAAAAUUAGAGCCUGUGCCAAAAGAUUUGGUUGAAAUAGCUGAGCAAUUUAGUCCAUUCUUUCCCUCAAAUUGGGUUAAAGUUUCUAAUGGUAAAAUUUUGGAAACAACGACUGAAAGUUUUUGGUGAUUUGUUAAGUGUUAGAGUGAGUAUUAUCGUGUAAAUAUUUUUUGGAAGCAUCCAUUGUCGGUUUUGAAAGCCCAAUUAUUUAAAUUUUUUAAAAAAAAUAAAGUUUGAACAAAAUGUAAAAUUUGUAGAUGC
Chironomus riparius is the source of this 1560-nucleotide messenger RNA. The record is from the annotation of a GenBank genome assembly. Lineage: Eukaryota; Metazoa; Arthropoda; Insecta; Diptera; Chironomidae.